GCAAGGGCAAUAUUGUCAACAAAGAAACAUGACCCAUAUACCCUAAACCCUUGUUUUCUUUCUUUCCAAGCAAAUUUUUCCUCAUUUAUUUUUCUCUCCUUUUUCCUCUCAAAUCACUUUCCCCUCUUCAAUUUCAAUCCAAAUUCAUUUUGUCCAUCGAUUUUCUUCUGUCAUGUUCGCUUACAGGGUCUUGUCCCGUUCCUCUGCCACCGUUUCUCGAAGCUUCACGCUUCUCUCUGUUUCAAGGAACUCCCAAAUAUCCACCAGCCUUUCCAAUCAGUUCCAUUCCCUCCUUCAUCAAUCACCUAAUAAGCUGAUUCCAAUUCAAGCUAAUUUGUUGAGUCAAGUAAAUUCAUCCUUGACUUGGAGAUUUGGAGUUUCUUCAUCGGCUUCACCUGAACAUGCAAGUGAUGACCCUGAAAAAACAAGUGAAGAAGCUAAGGUAACUGAUGAACGAGCCGAAGCUGCGGAUCGAACCAAAGAAUCAGAUGUAGAGAGUGAAUGUGAUCUAUCAAGAGAUGAUUUGAUAAAGCUUGUUUCUGAGAAGGCAGAACUUUUGAAGUUGAAGCACAAGGAGAUUGAGAAAAUGCAGGACAAAGUUUUGCGUACUUAUGCUGAGAUGGAGAAUGUCAUGGACAGGACAAGACGUGAAGCAGAGAAUUCAAAAAAAUUUGCCAUACAGAGUUUUGCGAAGAGUUUACUAGAUGUUGCUGACAAUUUGGGAAGGGCUUCCUCAGUUGUAAAGGACAGCUUUUCAAAAAUUGAAUCACCUGCGGACUCUGCUGAAGCAGCACAACUCCUAAAAACACUUCUAGAAGGUGUUGAAAUGACAGAGAAACAACUUUCAGAGGUGCUAAAAAAGUUUGGUGUAGAAAAAUUUGAUCCCACAAAUGAGGCAUUUGAUCCACACAGGCAUAAUGCCAUCUUCCAGAUACCUGAUGCUUCUAAGCCCCCAGGCACUGUCGGAAUUGUUCUGAAGGCUGGAUAUACACUUUAUGAUCGUGUUAUUCGUCCAGCAGAAGUUGGUGUAACCCAAUAAGUGGAGGAUAACAAAGUAGCUGAAUGAUGAUGGCAUGAAGAAAUGCAUGAGUGGCAGGUUCUUAUUGAAUACCACUCCAUGUUUUUUUGAAAUAUGCAUCUCCCUGGCAGUAUUUCUCUUUGCGGAGUCUGUAUUCUGCCCUGCAUGGAGAAGACUAUUCUUUUCUUUUUAUUUUUAUAAUAACAAAAUACUAUGUACUGUGGGUUUUGAUUCCCUGAGAUUUUGGUUGUAUACAUGCUAUUUAAUGUUCAUUAUUGUAAUGACUUUUGUAGUGGGACUUAAGCAUACCGUUACCCUCACUUAGUUUAAGCUCUAGUUCCUUACUUUUAACAAUUCACAAGUUACUAGGGAUGAAAGACCACUCAUUGGAAGAUUUGAAAUUUGUCUUGAGAUGAUGCAACUGUUACUUAAUUUUAUUUUAUUGUUUUUGCUG
Messenger RNA from Abrus precatorius (Indian licorice), 1472 nucleotides. RefSeq names its product grpE protein homolog 2, mitochondrial. Gene Ontology annotation, biological process: protein import into mitochondrial matrix; protein folding. Lineage: Eukaryota; Viridiplantae; Streptophyta; Magnoliopsida; Fabales; Fabaceae. The record is from RefSeq and is a predicted model, not a curated record. The transcript has 6 exons. Gene Ontology annotation, molecular function: protein-folding chaperone binding; adenyl-nucleotide exchange factor activity; protein homodimerization activity. Gene Ontology annotation, cellular component: PAM complex, Tim23 associated import motor. Bases 173 to 1039 code for a protein of 288 amino acids.